UUCUCUGGAUGGCCGAGUAGUUGCCGGCUUCGCAUUUCUUCUUUGUAUCAGUACCUUGUCACUGCAUAGCGCUGAGACGAGGCGAAUAAGUCUGGAGUUUGUUUCUUCAAUCAAUUAUUUCGUUAGAUAACGAAAUAAUUAAGUGUCAUUUUUAAUUUUUAUUACAUUCGUUUGAUUUAUAUAUUAUUCUUUGCAUUUGGUAAUAUUCGUUAUCCGAAAAUUCCAAUCCAAUUGCUAACUAGUUUGGAAAAAAGUUAUCUAGACUACGAGGACAAAAUCUUACAAGAAAAGAACAAAGGAAUCGCCUCGAAGAAAACAAAAACUGAUCCCUCAAAAUGCCAAAAUCAAAGAAUAAGCCUAAUGCAUUCACAAUUUUUUGUCAAGAAUGGAAAAAGAAACAAGAAAAACUAGGAAAAUAUUACUCAAUACCUGAAGCAAUUACAAAUCCUGAAUGCAACAAAGUUUGGAAAGAUUUACCUGAAGAACAAAAAAAGCGGUAUAAAACAUUAGCUAAAAAUGCCAAAAUAGAUGUAGAUAUAGAUAAAAAAACUGGUUUAGGAGAAUCAUUGAGUGAAAUUACAAAAGCUGAACAAAAGAAAAAAGAAUUUAUAGAUAACAUGAAAGAAUAUAUAUAUUCAAUAACCAAGUCAGCAAAGGACAACAAUUGUGUUCAACAACUAACAUUUUAUGUAAUUCAUACAAAUUAUGCAUACAAUCGAACACUGAUGAAUAAUGAAGUAGAAUAUUAUCCAGCAGAAAUAUGUUUAGCACGGUGUUCUCUUCAAAAUGGUAUAGAAGAUGUGUAUCAUGUUUUAAUAAGUGAUGUAGUGAUGAAAGGUUAUAGAAGUGAUGCUUUAAUUCAUAGCAAAGAAACCCACCAAAUCCCAAUUGAACUUCCCGAUGGUAAAAACGAUUAUCAAGAAAUUUUUAUGAAUUUGUGUAAAUUUCUUGAACCUGGGAGAAAAAACAAAACCCUUCCACCAUUAUACACAAUAAUGUCAAAGGAUGAUAUUUAUUAUCCAGUUAAAUCUAUUUUAGGUAAAUUAUCUACUGCUAGUGGUGAAUAUGAAGAAUAUUUAUGUCUUUAUGCAUUUGAAGAUCUAUUUGCAGCUAUGUAUAACGCAGUCCUUGAACAGAGUGGAAAUUUUGAUUUUGAAAGUAUCACAGCUUUCCGUGAAAUAAAAAAAGAUCCUUAUGCUUACAGUCAUGACCUGGAAUGUGAUUUUCACAAAGCUAUAGGAGCUGGUGCACUUCAUUGCAGUCAAUCUAUUGUUAAAAGGUGGUUUUAUGUACUAUGUGAUUUUUGCUGUGAUCCCUUAAAUAUCAUUAAAGUAGCUGGAGUGCAUACCCCAAUUGAAAAGCGGGAGCUAAUUCCUCCUUUAUCAAGAUUAAGUUCUACAUUUAGUACAUUAAGUUUAAAUGAUAGUAAAUACAGUUCAACUCUUAAUAUGAGUGAGGUAAGCAAUGAUUAUCGGAUGCGCUCAUUUGGAAAAUUGAAUCACCAAGCGACCCGUCGGGCAAAUGAAUCUAAAGCAAAACCAUUCCAUAUUAUUGACCACAGUAAAAUAAACAAAAAGAUUCCAGAAGUUAGAGAACGACCUCUUCGUCCUCCAUAUUCCAAAAGUACUCUUAUAGACGAUGACGAUGACGACGAUGAUAUUGAUGAUACUAUCGAUACCAGAAGUAUUGAUUACAGUGAAAGAAGCUUUCCUUCUAUUGGUCGCGGAGCUGUGCCAAGAAGAAAAACUCAAGAAAAAAAAAGCUCUGCUGGACAUGGUUAUACAAAUGUUUUGAAAUAAAUGAUGCGGUAUACUCUAAAUGUAGUCUUCGAUUAAUAAGUUUCUAUGAAGGAUGUACAAUCAAUAUUUAUUUUUAAUAUCUUUCUAUUCGAUUAAAUAAGUAUUUAUGUUUAACACUUUUUUCUGAACCAUAAGUUUAUAAUUUAAAGGUUUUACUAUUUGGUGUUCUUAUAAAGUAAUAAUCAACAAAUAAAAUAAUUACAAAUUUGAAAGUUUAUGAUCAGAUUUAAUUUUAUAAGUUAUUUUGAAAAUUGCGUUAUAUUAAAUUUCGUAGAAUACAUACAUAAUUCAUAAAAUAGAAAUAGUAUAGCAUAACUAACAUCAAUACUAAUUUUUAUGUAGGGAUUU
Messenger RNA from Phymastichus coffea, 2147 nucleotides. RefSeq names its product protein maelstrom-like. Gene Ontology annotation, biological process: spermatogenesis; piRNA processing; male meiotic nuclear division. Lineage: Eukaryota; Metazoa; Arthropoda; Insecta; Hymenoptera; Eulophidae. The record is from RefSeq and is a predicted model, not a curated record. The transcript is spliced from 11 exons. Gene Ontology annotation, molecular function: sequence-specific DNA binding. The coding region runs from base 336 to 1799 and encodes 487 amino acids. Gene Ontology annotation, cellular component: nucleus; P granule.